Coccinella septempunctata (seven-spotted ladybird) is the source of this 483-nucleotide messenger RNA. Its product is annotated as craniofacial development protein 2-like. The coding region runs from base 1 to 483 and encodes 160 amino acids. Gene Ontology annotation, molecular function: double-stranded DNA 3'-5' DNA exonuclease activity. Gene Ontology annotation, biological process: DNA repair. The record is from RefSeq and is a predicted model, not a curated record. NCBI's taxonomy places the organism in Eukaryota, Metazoa, Arthropoda, Insecta, Coleoptera, Coccinellidae. The transcript has a single exon.
AUGCGGUUUGACACUUGGAAUAUCAAAUCACUCAACGGAAGGGAGCAGGAAACACUUCAGGAACUGAAAGAUCACAACAUCGACAUUUGCGCCUUACAGGAAACAAAAAAGAAAGGGAAAGGACAGAUACAAUAUCAAGACUACAUAUUGGUGUACAGCGGUGUCGAUGGACAUGAGCGAGCUAAGGAAGGAGUAGCUUUGUUGGUGCAUAAGAAGCACAAGCUGAAUAUAGACCAGUGUCAGUACACAUCAUCCCGUAUAAUUGUUGUCACAAUACACUUGGAAAACCAGAAAAAAAUGAAUAUAAUAUCAGUGUAUGCACCAGAGGACAAUAAACCCAAAAAGGAGAGAGAACUUUUUUACGAUCAACUGCAAGAAACUAUAGAACGUCAACCUGCAAAUGAAACAAUGAUCGUUCUUGGAGACUUCAAUGCACGUAUCGGAAGUGAAAUCAUACCAGGGGCCCGAUUCUCGAAUGUGUAG